CUGUGACGUGGGCUAUGACCGCAUCCUGUGUGGCGGAGGCCUGGGCCUGCGUGCGGGCCGGAGGCGGACGUCGGAGCCCCACAGCGAGGGACCUGGUACCCGCUCCUGGAGGCACGCGAUGAGCCGAGAUGGCAGGCCUGUCUGUUCCAGAUUCUGCCUGUCUCCAAGAUGCAUAUUCCCUACUCCCAUCAAUCAGUUUUCAAGAAUCAGUGACCUUCAAAGAUGUAGUCGUAGAUUUUACCCAGGAAGAAUGGCAACACUUGGAUCCUGAUCAGAGAGAUUUGUUCAGAGAUGUGACCCUGGAAAAUUAUACACACCUGGUCUCUAUAGGGCUCCAGGUCUCUAAACCUGAAGUGAUUUUCCAGCUGGAGCAGGGGACAGAGCCAUGGGUCGAGGAGCCACAUCUUCCUCUCGGUACCUUGGCAGACUGGGAGAUAAGGCCUGAAAAUGGCGCGUCAGCCUCACACCUGGGCACUUCUGAAGGUGUGGUGGGAAGAUGCGGAAGGGUCGAUUCCUGGAGCUCCACUGAGUUAGAUUUGUGGACACCUGGGAGCAGUUUCAAGAGUUGGCCGGCAGGCCAGCACACACAGCCAAGGGAAACAGAAGUACCUGAGAAGAUAGCACCUGCCUGUGAGAGAGGCCUGGCAAGUACUGGCUCUGAAGACAGCACUGGGGCAAGGUCAGACCCUGCAGCCCAGCAAGAGGCACUUCCAGGACAAACCUCUACGAAAGCCAGUGGUAAACAGAAGUCCCCCCCAGUCAGGAAGGAGAAGCUGUGCAAAUGCAGUGAGUGUGGGAAAGCCUUUACGUACUGCUCAGCUCUCAUCCGUCACCAGAGGACUCACACCGGGGAGAAACCUUACAAGUGCAAUGAAUGUAACAAAGCUUUCAGCCGCAGUGAGAACCUCAUCAACCACCAGAGAAUUCACACUGGCGACAAGCCAUUCAAAUGUGACCAGUGUGGGAAAGGGUUCAUUGAGGGCCCGUCUCUCAUUCAACAUCAAAGAAUUCACACUGGAGAGAAACCCUACAAAUGUGAUGAAUGUGGGAAAGCCUUUAGCCAAAGGACCCAUCUUGUUCAGCAUCAGAGGAUUCAUACUGGUGAGAAACCAUAUACUUGUAAUGACUGUGGAAAAUCCUUUAGCCAGAGAGGCCACUUUAUGGAGCACCAGAAAAUUCACACAGGAGAGAAACCUUUUAAAUGUGAGGAAUGUGAGAAAACCUUCACCAGGAGCACACACCUGACCCAACAUCAGAAAAUUCACACUGGAGAAAAAACCUAUAAAUGUAAUGAAUGUGGGAAAGCCUUCAACGGGCCCUCCACGUUCAUCCGUCACCACAUGAUCCACACUGGAGAAAAACCGUAUGAAUGCAAUGAAUGUGGGAAAGCCUUCAGCCAGCACUCCAACCUUACUCAACAUCAAAAAACACAUACUGGGGAGAAACCUUAUGAUUGUGCAGAGUGUGGAAAAUCAUUUAGUUACUGGUCAUCCCUUGCUCAGCAUCUGAAAAUUCAUACAGGUGAAAAGCCUUACAAAUGCAGUGAGUGUGGGAAGGCCUUCAGUUACUGUUCAUCCCUUACACAGCACCGAAGAAUUCACACCCGGGAAAAACCCUUUGAAUGCAGUGAGUGUGGGAAGGCUUUCAGUUAUCUCUCAAACCUCAAUCAGCACCAGAAAACUCACACCCAGGAGAAAGCGUAUGCGUGUAAGGAGUGUGGGAAAGCCUUCAUCCGGAGCUCAUCUCUUGCUAAGCAUGAGAGAAUUCAUACUGGAGAAAAACCUUACCAGUGUCAGGAAUGUGGGAAAACCUUCAGCUACGGCUCCUCUCUUAUUCAGCACAGGAAAAUCCAUACUGGAGAAAGACCUUAUAAGUGCAAUGAAUGUGGGAGAGCCUUCAACCAGAAAAUACACCUUACACAACAUAAAAGGAUUCACACCGGAGCAAAGCCCUAUGAAUGUCCCAAGUGUGGUAAGGCCUUUCGACAUUGCUCAUCUCUUGCUCAACAUCAGAAAACUCACACAGAAGAAAAACCCUACCAGUGUAAUAAGUGUGAAAAGACAUUCAGUCAGAGCUCCCAUCUGGCUCAGCACCAGCGAGUGCACACGGGAGAGAAGCCCUACAAGUGCAACGACUGUGGCAAAACCUUCAGCCGGAGCGCACAGCUGACCGAGCACCAGUGUGCUCACCCUGGAGAGAAGCCUUCCGGCGGCGCCAGUGAGUGCAGGAAGACCACGGGCCUCCCUCAGCAGCAGAGAGCUCACUCAGGAGAGAAGACCUCUGGGUAUGAUGACUGUGGAAAGGCCUUCAGGUACCGCUGCACUCUCUCCAGACCUCAGAGGCCACACCCCAGCAUGACUGCCUUUGGAACGUCAUGAACGGUUGACCGUGUGUCCUGUUAAGUAGGGACUGCAUGAAGUGCUCUGACCUUUCCUGUCACACUACGGGGUGGAGAGUACUUGGUCUGCACUGAUCAAGGGUCACUAAACACUUUGUGACACUGGAAAGCUCAGCCAUUUAAAGCUUUGUUUCCUCUGUGAAAUUCUAACUUUGGAGUAAAUGGUUUGAAAGGUGGUUUGUAGUUUUAUACUCAGUUUUAUACUUUACAAUAUAUUCGUCAGUGGUUUACUAUUCAUCGGCAUUUUGUGUUGCAUCUCGAGUGCAUACUUGAUGCAUGCUUUGCUCAUAGCCAGAAUUUGUGCUCUGGUGACUGGAGGUCUGCUCUACUCCUGUUCCGAUACACUUACAGUGUUCAGGUAACUGGUUGCGAAUAAAAAUAACUGCACAGUA
This is a messenger RNA of Jaculus jaculus (lesser Egyptian jerboa), 2790 nucleotides long. It is a transcript of the gene Znf184, whose product is annotated as zinc finger protein 184. The transcript has 5 exons. The record is from RefSeq and is a predicted model, not a curated record. Gene Ontology annotation, biological process: regulation of transcription by RNA polymerase II. Gene Ontology annotation, molecular function: RNA polymerase II cis-regulatory region sequence-specific DNA binding; DNA-binding transcription factor activity, RNA polymerase II-specific. The coding region runs from base 129 to 2378 and encodes 749 amino acids. NCBI's taxonomy places the organism in Eukaryota, Metazoa, Chordata, Mammalia, Rodentia, Dipodidae.